This is a messenger RNA of Thunnus maccoyii (southern bluefin tuna), 3122 nucleotides long. RefSeq names its product deoxynucleoside triphosphate triphosphohydrolase SAMHD1-like. The coding region runs from base 165 to 2042 and encodes 625 amino acids. Gene Ontology annotation, molecular function: protein binding; dGTPase activity. NCBI's taxonomy places the organism in Eukaryota, Metazoa, Chordata, Actinopteri, Scombriformes, Scombridae. The record is from RefSeq and is a predicted model, not a curated record. Gene Ontology annotation, biological process: regulation of innate immune response; defense response to virus; dGTP catabolic process. The transcript has 16 exons. Gene Ontology annotation, cellular component: nucleus.
CGGCGCGGAGACAAAACCCGGGUAUUUUUCACCGCCAGAGUGUCUUCUUUGCAGAGCAGCCAGAUCAGCUGUUGCAGUCAACGUGUGCAACAUUAUCUGGUGUAAUUUUGCUGGCUUGAACUCUUCUGAUUAGUCUUGAAUUACCGCCUGUUUGUAGGGUCAACAUGGACAGUCGGAAACGACCGUUAGAGGCUGUUUUGAGCGCCGGUAACAGCUUCAAAACACCGGAGAAGAGAGUGUCCGUUGUCCCUCUGCUGGACUCGGACUACACGCGAUGGGGAGUGGAGGAAACGUGUCAGUAUCUGCGAAGAGAGGGUCUCGGAGAAUGGGAGGAUAAAUUUAGAGAGCAAAAGAUCACUGGUGUGGGGCUGAGAUAUCUCAAGGAUGCUGACCUGGAAAAGAUUGGCAUACAGUAUCUUGGUGAUCGCCUACAGAUCCUGCACAGCCUCAGGAAGCUGUGGCAGGUAGAAGCGGAGCCAAGUAAGGUGUUUAAUGAUCCCAUCCACGGCCAUGUGGAGUUACACCCACUCCUAAUCAAAAUCGUUGACACGCCUCAGUUCCAGAGACUACGAAACAUCAAGCAGCUUGGAGCGACCUACUUUGUUUUCCCUGGAGCAUCCCACAACCGCUUUGAACACUGCAUCGGAGUGGGUUACUUAGCAGGACGACUUGUACAAGCUCUGAAUGAGAAGCAGCCAGAACUCCUCAUUUCUCGCAGAGAUGCUCUUUGUGUGCAGAUUGCCGGGCUCUGCCAUGAUCUUGGACAUGGGCCAUUUUCUCACAUGUUUGAUGGCAUGUUCAUCCCCAAAGCACGUCCAGAAAUUACCUGGAAGCAUGAGACUGCCUCUCUAGCCAUGUUUGACUACCUGGUGAAUGAUAAUUGCCUGAAGCCGGUGAUGGAGCAACACGGCCUGGUGCUGCCUGAGGACCUGGACUUCAUCAAGGAGCAGAUUGCGGGACCUUUGGAUACUAAUGCCGCUCAAGGCAAGAAGUGGCCGUAUAAAGGCCGACCAGAGGACAAGUCCUUCCUCUAUGAAAUUGUGGCCAACAAAAGAAAUGGCAUUGAUGUGGACAAGUGGGACUACUUUGCCAGGGACUGCUACCACCUGGGCAUCCAGAACAACUUUGACUAUCGCCGCUUCCUAAAGUUUGCCAGGGUGUGUGAGGUGGACGGGCAGAAGCACAUCUGCACUAGAGACAAGGAGGUGGGCAAUCUGUAUGACAUGUUCCACACAAGGAACUGUCUCCACAGGAGAGCCUACCAGCACAAAGUGGGAAACAUCAUAGAAACCAUGGUCACAGAGGCCUUUUUAAAAGCAGAUAAGCACAUCCAGAUUGAAGGCUCAGGAGGGAAGAUGUUCACUCUCUCUACAGCAAUAGAUGAUAUGGAGGCCUACACCAAGCUGACAGAUCAUGUGUUUGAACAAAUACUCAACUCGUCCUCCUCGGAGCUGGCUGAGGCAAGGCAGAUCCUGCGCAACAUCAUCUGUCGGCGCCUCUACAAGUGUCUGGGCCAAACCCAAGCAGACAAAUCCAUGAGUGUCACCAAGGAGGAGAUUCACAGAUGGGAAGCAGAUUUGGCUCAAUCCAUCCCUCAGAGUGGCGCCCAGGAUGUCGAUCUGCGGCCAGAGGACUUUCUAGUUAAUGUCAUUUUUCUGGACUAUGGGAUGAAGGAGAAGAACCCCAUCAACAAUGUGCGUUUCUAUUGCAAGAAUGACCUAACCACAGCCAUCCAGAUCCGCAAGAACCAGGUGUCUAAACUUCUUCCUGAGCGCUUUGCAGAGCAGCUCAUCAGGGUUUACUGUAAGAAGACGGAUGACAAGAGUCUGGAGGUGGCCAAGAAGCACUUUGUCCAGUGGUGCAUGGACAAGAACUUCUCAAAGCCCCAGGAUGGAGACAUAAUAGCACCUGAGCUGACCCCUCUGAAAGCCAGCUGGUCCAACAACAAUGAAGGCGAGGAUGGUGAAGGCGGCAGCUACAGAGAAGUAAACUGGGCUAGUGUAAAUGGACAAAAGAAAGCCAAAAUUCAGCUUUUUAAGUAAGAGGAAAUGAGCCAAUAGCCCUCUGUUACAUAUUUGGUAGAUGAGAAAGUGUUGAAUGAAAAUUAUAUUUUUCUACAAGGCAAGUGUGUUGAUUAGCACAGCACAACUAAAAAUCAUUAAUUCUGUUUGAAGAAUUAAACACCAAAAAGAAAUGAUUUCAAAGUUUCAAAAAAGAGGACUCAUUAUGGUAUAUUCAGGGCCUGCACUCAGGUUUUUUCUACAGAAAUAACACCCUCUUCAAUAUUAUAUACAUAUGUUUGUUUUAGUUUGACCAAUUUAAUCAGGUUUUUAUUUCAAACUCCCCUUUUCCAUUUGGAGCUGUGAGUGUCACAUUUUAAGUUGAAUUAUUGUUUUAUAAGCAUGUGCAAUGCAAUAGCCUGCUAUCAUGUAUUUAUAUCAUGAACUAUAAAUCAUAGUCAGUUAAAAUGUUUUAUUCUGUUACUCAACAUUUCAGGGCAGUGUAUUUUUACAACCUAUACAUGAGUUAGUACAAAUGUUUCAGGGCGUAGUACAAUCUUUCUGAUUCCUUUUUUUUUUUUUUUUUUUUUUUUUUUUUGCACAACAGUCUUUUGUAAAAAGUUCACCGAAUCUGCAGCUAAAAGUUACCAUACAUACUCCAUAAACAAACGCACAGUGUUGAUGAUUGUUGCAAAUCCAUUGCUCUCUGACGUUUAAGUGAGCAUCGAAUGUGUGGUUUUUAUUUGCGAAUUUAUUUUAAAAUUGGAUUUGAUCUUACUUUGACUUGAAUGUAAUUAUUUUUGAGUUUGCUGUGGUUGUUGUUGUGGUGUUUUUGUAGUGCCUAUUGCUUUCUUCUAUCAUCUGUGCAUCUGUGGGUAAAACAUAUUUGGAUGUACAGUGUUAUGCAAUAUUUUCUUCUUACAAAAUGUAGUGUUGUCUCAUCAUAUCAGCCUCCUAGUUUUUGUUUUAGCGAUGUGUAAGAAAAGAAUUAUAUUUUUGAAAAAGUGUAAAGUAAAAUCUACCUAAGGUUAUCAGGGGAUCUUGUGAAGGUUAUUUCUUAAUGAGAGGGGCUGAAAACAGAUUGUCCUUGCUCAGUUUGAAAAUAAAACUCUUUUCUCUCAA